This is a messenger RNA of Drosophila navojoa, 5181 nucleotides long. It is a transcript of the gene fid, whose product is annotated as class I SAM-dependent methyltransferase fire dancer. Gene Ontology annotation, cellular component: cytoplasm; nucleus. NCBI's taxonomy places the organism in Eukaryota, Metazoa, Arthropoda, Insecta, Diptera, Drosophilidae. The record is from RefSeq and is a predicted model, not a curated record. Gene Ontology annotation, molecular function: tRNA (5-carboxymethyluridine(34)-5-O)-methyltransferase activity; tRNA binding; S-adenosylmethionine-dependent methyltransferase activity. Gene Ontology annotation, biological process: tRNA wobble uridine modification; tRNA methylation.
CAGCUAACGGCAGUAGCAGCAGUAGCAACAGCAACAACAGCAGCAACAACAACGGCAACAGCCAACCGUAGCACAGCAAUUACGGCGUGUAGUUGCUAUAAUGAUAGAUUUCAAAACAAAAUUGAGCAAAUUAUCGUAUAAAACGUGCCCCGGUUGGAAAAUCUAAAAAUAACACAACGCCAAUUCCGAGCCGAAGUCGAAGUCGAAGUGGAAGUGGAAGUGGAAGUGGAAGUCAAAGUCGAAGCCAAAAACCAAGUGCCGUCUGCCCAACUGACUUUAAAUUAUGCAUGCACAUUGAUUUUCUGACGCGUCGACGUCGACGUCGUUGUCGUCUUUACUUUCCUAUUCAUUGUCGUUAACAACAACAACAACAGCAACAUCAUCCACAUCAACAGCAACAACAGGAACAGACCCUGCCUAUAUAUUGGCAAUCUCGUAAAGUCAUUUCUCGUCCUGCGUUCAGCCCGCAUCGCAUGUUAUCAACGGAACUGACGUCGACGGCGUUGUGGAAUGCGAAUUAUCAGCGCACCAACGGCCUAACAAAAGAUGAGGCUUGCCUGUCGACGACAUAUGAACAUUGCAGCAAAACGGAAACAGCGACAACAACAGCAGCAGCAGCAGCAGCAACAGCAGCAACAGCAGCAGCAGCAACAUCAGCCGCAGCAAUGACCAAACAAUUGACAACAACAACGGCGACAAAUGCAGCGUCUAGCAUCACACAAGCGGCUAAUUUGGCGCCCACGGUGAUAUCGCCCACAACACCAGGCGCGACAACAACAACAACAGCAACAACAGACGCAGCAGCGCCAGCAGCAGCAGCAGCAGCAGAGACAAUAAAGACGCAGAGGCAGUGCAGAACAAAAGCCUCCUCAGCAGCAUCAACAGCAUCCGCAGCAUCCGCAGCAUCGGCAGCGACUGCAACAAAAACAACUUCUUCAACGGCAUCAAGUGAUGCCAGCGGGCGUUCGGCGGCUCUGGAACGUGCCUACGUCCAUGAUGUGUAUGAGCACUGCGAGGAGCCGGCGAGGCCGGCGCGACCGCGAGUGGCACAGUUUCUGGGGAACCUGGAGCCGGGCUCGGUGGUCUGCGACGUGGGCUGCGGCAGUGGGCGUUACCUGACCCAGUGCAAUCCCGCCAUAUGCACCAUUGGCGUCGAUCGCUGCUACCGCCUCAGCAAGGUGGCGCACGAGAAGGGAGGCGAGGUGGCGCUGUGUGACAAUCUGGAGCUGCCGUUUCGCGAUGAUAGCUUCGAUGCGGUGCUCUCGCUGGCCGUAGUGCAUCACUUCGCCACCACGGAACGGCGCGUCAGGGCGCUGAGGGAGCUGGCCCGCAUUCUGCGCGUAGGCGGCCGAGUGGUAAUCACUGUGUGGGCGCUGGAGCAGCGCCAUCGACGCUUCGAGUCGCAGGAUGUGCUGAUACCCUGGCAGCCGCCCAAGAAUCGCACCUACUCUUACUCGUACUCCGACGAGGAGGAGGACGGAGACUUUCUGCCGCCCUAUCAUGCGUACACGGAGGACUCGACCAAUUCCAGUCGCUCGGCCGGCGAUGGCGACAGCUCAAGCCUCAGCUCAUCCUCGCCCGGCGAGUCCUGCUACAGCUUCGUGCGCCGCGCCAUACAAAAAUUGGCUGGCGGACGUCGUCAUGCCUGGUUCCUGGACUCCUGGACCUCCAAGGACACCAAGAACGACAGCAGCCUGGACUACGAGGAUGCCAAGGAUCUGCCCAUCGAGCUGCGUCGCCUCGAAGACUUUGAGGACUUUCCCGAUCCGCCGCUCUCCGCAGGCCUCAAGUCACGCAGCUUGGGCAGCAUCCUGCAGCCGCCGCCGCGACAAAUAGUGCGCUCGCGCUCCAGCGUGCCCAGUCUGGGCGGUCCUUUGGUGCCCGUCGAGACGAAGGCCAGCGCCGCAGCCGCCCUCCUGCUCAGCGCGCCCGAUGCCCAGCUGCAGCUCAAUGGCCGGCACUCGCCGACGAGCACCGCCAGCGCGGGCAGCACACUGAGCCGUCGGCCCAAGCUGAUCAAGCAGAAGCAGUCGCUGUGCGAGGACGACAUCACGCAGCUGGCAGACGCGGCGCCUGAAGCCGAGGCUGCGUUUCACAUGGUCAGCAGCUACAAUGGCGCCAAUGGAACUGUCAGCAGCAGCCUCUACGCGCGCUCUGCCGCCAACCCAGCGCCAGUCAGCUGUCAACAGCCUGGCAGCUCCGCCUUGGCGACGGCAGCAGCAGCGCCCACCACAACUGCUGGAGCGGCGCCCAGCUUCCUGCGCAAGCAGAGCUCCCUGAACGAGGAGCUGAUGGCGGGCAAUCGACUGCGCGAGAAGGAGCGGGUGCGCAAGCGCAUACAGAAGCAGACCUCGCUGAACGAGGCCUUCCUCUGCCGCUCGGCGCUGUUCUCAAAGCGGCUGCAGGUCAUCCGGGAGGGAUUCACCACCAAGAUCAAGAGCUCGACGGGCAGCUUGGAGCGCGUGACCAAGACGGGCAUCACGAAGCUCAUGCAGAACAUCAAAAUCUCGCCCGCCAGCCAGACGGCGGCUAAUCCGCCAGGCAAUGCCCAGCAGGCGAACAACAACAACAAGCAGCCCACGACGCCAGCUGCGCAGACGCUGCAGCAGCAGCAUCAGCACCACCACCACCACCACCAUCAUCACACGAGCAACGCGGGCAGCCUAUUCCCAGCCCACCUGCUGCUGUCGUCGGCGACCACUGGCCCAGUCAGCUACUGCAGCGUCGUGGACUGCAGCGCGCCCAACAUCUGCCACUGCAGCGCCUAUCAGCAGGACUGCGUGGCCUGCGUGGCCUGCGCCGAGAGCGAGCAGGGCAACGCGCGCCGGCACUCGCGCGAGUCCGGCUCCGACUCGUCCAAGGACAGCAGCCUGCAGUCGGACACGAGCAUUGAGUCCGAGGACAGCUUCGCCUCGGUCAUUUUCAUACCCAAGCCGGAGCAGCACCAGCAGCAGCUCAACUACCAGCAGCAGCAUCAGAACUCCAACUCCAGCUCCAGCAACUCCAGCUCCAGCAAUGGCAAUGCCCAGGCGGCCUUGGCUGCGGCGUCCAACCCGAACGCAGCCGCCCAGCCCUGCUGUCUGGCGCGUCUGCCGCCCACACACUCCGUGCCAACAUCGCCGCUUGUGAUGCCCUGCCCGCCGACUCCUGCCCACUCGCCAGCCGCCAUUCAGGGCGCGGUCACCUCGCCGCCCCAGUCCACGGCGUUUGUGACGGCAGCGAUGGCCAUCUUGACGCCCGUGGCCAGGCCUAAUCAAGCGCGCUUCAAUUUUGACGAGGCGCACAUCAAGCAGCAGCAACAACAGCAGCAACCGCAGCAGCAACCGCAGCAACCACAGCAGCAGCAACAGCAGCAACAGCACCAGCAGCAGCAACAGCAGCAGCAGCAGCAACAGCAGCAGCAGCAGCAGCCGCAGCAACAACAACAACAACAGCAGCAGAAGCAGCAACAGCCACCGAUACCCAAGAUCACUCGACAAGCGAUACGUGAAAUGCCGCCCAUACCCAAGUUCCGCAAGCAGCAGUCGCUGCAGCUGCAGCGCCAGAACUUUCCGAUCGUGCGACGAGCGUCCGGCUCGGGCAUGGCCAGCAGCAGCAGCAGCAGCGCCAGCAAGCUGCUCUCGCUGGAGCUGUUCAAUCCGGCCACCGACGAUCUGGACAGCGACUCCAGUGAGCCCUCCUCGCCGGACUCCAUUGACAGUGUGAUCAGCGCGCCGCGCUCCGCCCAGCUGCUCUCGGCCCCGAGCACGGGCACCGGCAAGUCCAGCGACGAGUCGGAGCCGGCGGUGGUGCAGCUCAUCACGAUCAACCAGGAGGAGUACCACAAGGGCGAGCUGCAGAUCAACAGUGCCACGCCCAACGAAAACGACAUCAUACUCAAUGCGGACAGCGCUCCGCUGCUGCCCAAGAAGCGCGAGGCUGGCCAGGCUCAGGCCCAGCAGCCGCACGACUGCGCCGAGUUCGCGGAGCAGCUGUCGGCGCAGCUGCAGCGCGAGCUGGACGACAAGAGCAAUGGAGCGGAGUGUCGCAGCUUGGAUAGCAUUGGCGACAUUGGGGAGUACUUGAGCGGCGCCGGCAGUGCGGGCGGCGGGAGCUCGAGCAGCGGCUCCAAAAAGCGCUCCAAUGGCGAUCUGAGCGCGCUGCGGGACGAGCUGCGCGAGCGGCGUCUGAUGCUGGCCAAUCUGUCGACCCAGCCCAGCCUGCAGCAGUCGCCCAUAUCGUCGUCCACCUCCUCGCUUUCGUCGCAAACGCGCAGCUUCACCAUACACGAGGAGCAGGAGGGCGAGGAGGAGGAUGAGGAGAACGAACGCAGCUACACCCUGGGCAUCUACGAGCACUGCAAGAUCUCCAAGUUCAACUACAAGCGCCAUCGCCACUAUAAUCUCAACCCGGAGACGGCCUACCUGCUCCAGGACGAUGGCGACAGCGACGUGCGCGACGACGAAUAUCCCAUACCCGAGGAGGAUGAGGAUGCCGAGGCGCUGGAGGCACGCGGCGGCGACCAGCUGGGCGAGGGCAUGCACGAGUACGGGCAGCGCAGGCGCAACUUCAGUGCCAUCAAAUCGGUGACCUCCAGUGCGUCCAGCUCCACGGAAACGCCGCCCGCGCAGCAGUCCACGCAGCAGCAGGCACUGCAGCAGCGCACCUCCGCCGAUUCGCUGGAGCACUCGAAUAGCUCAAACACCUCGCUGGACAGCCCCUCGCAGGGCGGCUCCACCACCCAUCAUCGCUACUACCACGUGUUCCGCGAGGGCGAGCUGGACGCGCUGAUCAAUCACCAUGUGGCCAGUCUGCAUAUUGUCAGCUCCUACUACGAGCGGGCCAGCUGGUGCGUUGUGGCCGAGAAGGUGCAGGUGUGGACGAUCUAAGUUAGUAACCUAAGAGUAAAAUAAUAAUAAUAAUAAUAAUAAUUUAAAAAAAAAAAAAAAAAAACUAACUAAAAUAAUCUAUUUAUAAACAAAAAGUGUAAUUGGAAUACCCAAAAAGUCUCUGAAGCCCCCAAAGGAAUUGUUAAAUUUAGUCUUUAUUCAUAGUUGAGAGAACGCAAAAUUUAGCACUAAAUUUUAAGUAUUCGUAACGACUCUUGCUUAGGGUUGCCAGGCCUGCUCAACGGCAGGGCUGCCGCACUGCAUUGAAAUUGAAUUUCAAGUAAACCGUUUAGUUCUUAAGCCAAAAUCGAAA